AUGCUACACAGCCCUCAACAUGCUUGCUUGCUGUUUGAAGAGCUGCUGGAAGGAUUCUCCUGCCAUGUGUUACCACCUCUCAAAUGCAUCCUUAUCCUCUUGUCCUCUCUGAAAGCCUGUUCAAACAAACACACUUUGCAGCCUGGCCUGGAGCAGAUGGAGGUGUUGUUUCACACUACUGGCUGUAGGGAUUCUCUGCCCAAGCCUGAUUUGCUCUGCCCUGACCUACCCCAAGUGAGCAGGGACAGGUCAGCACGUCAGCAGGUACCUUGCAAAGCUGGGCUGGGGCGGCGUUUGGGUAAUCCAUGUUCUGUGUGUGUUACAGAGGAUGCGCGCUCCUGGGAGCCUCUUUGCACGGAGCUGCUGGUGUCUGUCGCCACGCCGCAUUGCGAUGGCUUUCCCGACAUGGACUCGGUGGAGAGCUACAAGCUGUCCACGUCUGAGGAGCUUUCGCUGCUGUCUGCAGAGAGCAUCUGGGGAGCCCUCCGAGGCCUGGAGACCUUCAGCCAGCUGGUCUGGAGAGACGAGGCCGGGACGUUCUACCUCAACAGGACGGACAUCGUGGACUUUCCCCGCUUCGCCCACCGGGGGCUGCUGCUGGACACGUCUCGCCACUACCUGCCUGUGCGGGCAAUCCUGGAAACACUGGACGUCAUGGCCUACAACAAGCUCAACGUGUUUCACUGGCACAUCGUGGAUGACCCCUCCUUCCCCUACGAGAGCACAGCCUUCCCGGAGCUCAGCCGAAAGGGGGCUUACAAUCCCGCCACCCACGUGUACACGGCGAACGACGUGAAGCUGGUGAUCGAGUACGCCCGGCUCCGGGGAAUCCGAGUAAUUUCAGAGUUUGACACCCCUGGCCAUACCCACUCUUGGGGCCCAGGUGCUCCAGGCUUGCUGACGCCCUGCUAUGCAGGCUCGGUUCCCUCUGGGUCCUAUGGGCCGGUCAACCCCACCCUGAAUGCCACUUACUGGUUCAUGAACGAGCUCUUCAGAGAGGUCAGCUCCGUGUUCCCAGACUUCUACCUCCACCUUGGCGGCGACGAGGUUGACUUCACCUGCUGGCGGUCGAAUCCGGAAGUCCAGGCCUUCAUGCAGAAGAUGGGCUUUGGCCAAGACUACACCAGACUGGAGUCUUUCUACAUCCAGAGGCUCCUGGACAUUGUCUCUUCCUACGGCAAGGGCUACGUGGUGUGGCAGGGGGGGUUUGACAAUGGCGUGAGGGUGAAGCCAGACACCAUCAUCCAUGUGUGGCGGGAGAACGCUGGGGCAUACCAGCAGGAGAUGGCUCGAGUCACGAAGGCUGGUUACCAGGCCCUGCUGUCUGCCCCCUGGUACCUGAACCGCAUCUCGUAUGGGCAGGACUGGCAGGCGGCCUACGAGGUGGAGCCGCUGGCGUUUGAAGGCAGCCCUGAGCAGAGAGCGCUGGUCAUUGGCGGAGAGGCCUGCAUGUGGGGGGAAUACGUGGAUGUAACUAACCUGACGCCCAGGCUCUGGCCGCGAGCAGGGGCUGUAGCUGAGAGGCUGUGGAGCAACGAGACGGUGAGAGAUCUGCAAGACGCGUAUGCGCGACUGGCGGGUUUCCGCUGCACGCUGCUCAGGCGCGGCGUCCAGGCGCAGCCUCUCUUUACGGGGUUCUGUGACGUCGAGUAUGGUGGGUCCUGAUUGGAGCGUGCAGCUGCUCCCACCCGCGCCGUGUGUGUCCGGACGAGAGCGGCGCCGUGUGCUCCAGGGCGUCCCCGUUGCUCUUGCUCUUGCAAUGAGCCGGUUUAGAUAGUUGCCUUUUUUCUACGGUUUGAAUUUUAAAUCCAAUAAAGGAGGAAUCCAGAGGGAGAAGGCGCCUCCCAGUCUGUGCCGGUGCCGGGGCAGGUUGCGUGAGGCUCCUGGCCGCCUGCAGGGCUGCGUGCUGGGCUCCAGUCGGCUGUUGCCCGGGAUGCGCGGGGUUUGGCCCGUGGAAUGGUCCUUACAAGGCGAGCCCAGGCUGGAGCUGCCCUCUUGCUUUGUAGUGGCCCAUGCAGCACCCCAGGCCAGAGGGAGAGGCAUUUGGAAUGGACACCCGUGCCCCCCAGCAGGGGACCCUGCCUGUGCCCUGCACCCCACUCCUCGCGCUGCAGAAUAGCUGCUCUCCCCUCUGCCUCCAUGCCUGCCUCUGGGAGCAGCGGUCUCCACUCAGGGUUGGUCCCUGUCUCCGCCAUGGUGCUGCUGCUGGGGCCAGGCUGGCCUGGCUCACGCUGUGGGGCCCAGCAUAGCUUGUGCGUGGUCUGGGUCUGUCUCGGGCUUUGAGGGCACAAGGGGGUUAGCCAGCGGGGACAGGCAGUUGUAGGCUUAGCUGGCUCCACUUAGCUGUAACACCCCCCCUUUUCCUAGCGCGGACGCCCCAUUGGUGUGCAACCCUCUCUCCAGUGCCAAUGCGCAAGCUGCCGGGGAUGGAAGAGUUUAACCGGGUAGCCAAAGAGCGGAUGCCUGUUGGUGACCGUGAAGGGUUAAAUUCUGCCUGGGGCUGCGGGCAGCUCCCGCAGCUCAACCAUGUGACUGCUGAGAAUCGGAUCCGUUCCAAGGUUAAUAUUUGUAUUCGUUGUUUCCAUCCCUGCAAGCUGGAAGUGGGGACAGGCUAUGCCAGGCCAGUUAGCCCAGCCCUUGCUUGGUCUGCAUUUCCUCUCUCCUUGUCCCUGUGAGCCCCGGGGCUUGCAGCCCAGCUGUGCUUUCCUCUUCAUGCCUGUCCCUGCUCCCCCUCCUGGGCGCUGCUUCUGCUCUUGCCUGAGUCUUGCCCAGGGCCGUUAUGAGGCAAUCGUUCCAGCUUCCUCUCGCAGCUUCCCUCUUGCCAUCUGCUUUUCAGGGAGCCCAAAGGGAGCUGCCCACCACUAUUACGGUCCCAUCUGGGCUCUCCCUCACAGGUCCUAAUUUUCCAGUGUGCUGGGGGGCAGGUGUUCUGCCCCAGGUCCUCUCCGCCCCUUCACCUGCCUGUGCUCUCGCUGGCCAGCCCUUGGUGGGUGGGCAGCGUCAGGCAGGACUCAUCAGCGUAUCAUCCUCCCAGGGUUUGAGUCCUGGCAGCGAGGGUCGGCCCACAUUUCUCUUGGGGUUGAUUAGAUGCUCCUAGAGGCAGCGACCAGAUGGGCUGUUCACUAGAUGAUGGCUGAGGCAGGACACCCGUCCCUGACGGCGAGGAUCUCCUGGUCUCCAUCCAACUGGCAUCUGGUUCUGAGUUGACCGUUCUGUACUGGACAAGAUGCUGCACGGUAGGAACUAGGGAUGCCAUGUCCCCUUUCAAAAGUUAAUUAGUUACAUGGCAUGUUGAACCAGGUAACUGGAAUACUGAGGGUGGGGGCUGCUCUGGCCAGGCUGGGCCAUGCCCACUGUGCUACGGGCAGGGGCUGUGCCCUGGGAGGGGGCUGCUCCGGCUGAGCCAGCCACUGGUUAAUCGGUUACCCUGGUAAGGCGAAUGUGUACUGGGUAACCGGUUAACCCUUUACAUCCCUAGUACGACCACUGUGCAGCUCUUCUUUAAAUGAGCCAGUGCUGUGCUGUCACUUCUCUGCUACUGUUCACAUUAGAUGAUUAUUAAAUUUUCAUUAAAAAUCUCCA
Messenger RNA from Pelodiscus sinensis (Chinese soft-shelled turtle), 3582 nucleotides. NCBI's taxonomy places the organism in Eukaryota, Metazoa, Chordata, Testudines, Trionychidae. The record is from RefSeq and is a predicted model, not a curated record.